GCGUCUUUGCCACACAACUUCUUCCCAGCACACCCUCUUUUCAACCGAUCCGCCGCGAUGACAAAGACCUACAUCAUAGCCCCCAACUUUUCAACCCAGCCAGACGCCCUGCGUCUCGGCGACAUUCUCAAGGAUCCGUUGGGAGGGGACCUGGACCCGCUCAACGGGGAGUGUCGGGUCGACAUUGACCCUAAGCACUUGAACGCUGUUAGCAUCGAUAGCAGUUUCUCAGCCACACGGAAGGCGCUGUUGAGCGGGCGUUUUGGGCUCUGGUCAACCUUCUUAGCCACAAUCGGGAUGCCCGUUGGUGUUGACGUUGGCCUCUUCCUCGAGCGCAACUCGACGGAUAUCAUCAAGGCUGACAUCCUUGAGACGCACACAUUCAGGGUCACCGACAAGUACGUCAAUGACGUUGUCCAAAGCCCCAAUGUCAAGGCCUACCUCGAAUGCCGCAAGUAUGAGAAGCCCAUCUACAUGGUCACGGGCCUGAAGGUCACAAAGGGUGCGUCGGUCAACGUGGAACGAGAUACCACCGCAGACGUCAAGGUCGGGCCACAUGGCCCCGUAAAUGUUCAUCCCAUCUUCCAAUGCAUUCGGAAGCUCAGCGAAAAUAUCUCUUUCGAUUCUCAAACACCUUUCAUCCUCGCCUUUCGCGUCCGACGCAUCACCUUUGUUCAGCAGAAGCCAACCCACAAGCUCUCUCUAAAGGCUGCAACCAUGCUGGAUGGCGACGGGGAAUCCAGUGACGAGCCACAGCCAAUUCAGGGAGACGACAUGUCGUAUGCCGAGGUCAAAGAGGUUGCUAAAAUAUCCCGUGUCAAUUUCCUUGUCGCCAAAGAUGAGGAAGAGGAGGAUGAGGAGGAGGGGGUGGAGUGGAUUGUGAUGAAUGGCAAGUCGCCAUCCAGCCAGUAAAGAUUGCUGUCUGAAUCUGCCUUUCGGUUUUAAAGACUACUGUCUCAAGCGAUAGCAUCCUUCAGCACGGCUUUUUUCACUGACACGGGAUCCGUCUCCUU
Molecule: messenger RNA, 1013 nt
Organism: Ilyonectria robusta
Lineage: Eukaryota; Fungi; Ascomycota; Sordariomycetes; Hypocreales; Nectriaceae
Exons: 1
Coding region: 58-912 (284 amino acids)
Source: RefSeq, a predicted model, not a curated record